GCAUUUCCCUGUGAUAGCGUGCGCUUUUCUCGACUCUUUGAAGGAAAAUUGACAAGCAUGGGUGACAAGAAGAAGAAGACGUUCAUGUUCAUCCGGCUUGUUUCAGCUGCUGGGACUGGAUUCUUCUAUGUGAAGAGAAAGAGUUCUAAGAAAAUUGCUGAGAAGCUCGAGUUUCGGAAGUAUGACCCUAGGGUGAAUCGCCAUGUGUUGUUCACAGAGGCAAAAAUGAAAUGAAGAGGUGGAAGCAUAUGUGAUCAUUCAUUGUUGUUAUGUACUUUAUUUUGGAUCAAUAAACUGCUUCUGUGGACAAUUUUGAAAUCAAGUAGAGCUGAAUAAGUACUCGUUCA
Messenger RNA from Manihot esculenta (cassava), 347 nucleotides. RefSeq names its product 50S ribosomal protein L33-like. Gene Ontology annotation, biological process: translation. The transcript has 2 exons. Gene Ontology annotation, cellular component: large ribosomal subunit; ribosome. NCBI's taxonomy places the organism in Eukaryota, Viridiplantae, Streptophyta, Magnoliopsida, Malpighiales, Euphorbiaceae. Gene Ontology annotation, molecular function: structural constituent of ribosome. The record is from RefSeq and is a predicted model, not a curated record. The coding region runs from base 58 to 234 and encodes 58 amino acids.